AGCACUAACCGAGCUGUAACGGGACACUUCCAGCGCACCAAACCUUCACCAGCUUCCAUCUCUGGCAUGUUCACACUCUCUGCGCGCCUUCCACCGCCUCGGAUGAUGCGGACGCCGGAGAGGCAUUCCUUCUAUUAUUAUGACAUGUGGCGGUUGGGAAUGAUCGAUGACACCCUGAUUUGGUAUUGAAUGAUCGGAGGGACUGCAAGACGGCAAAGGGAUUUCACACGGAGCGGACUUGGCCGUCUGGAGAUGAGAGCGGGGCUCAGGAUGUGCCUGCAUGAUGCCCCCACAUCUCUAGACCCUCCCUAAUCCUGCUGCAGCGACACAAAGGAUCCCUCAGUCCCAGGACACCUCCUCGACUCAUCCAGCUCAUCCUCUGCAGCUAUCAUCCACUGAUCAAUUCUAACCCACUCUCUCUGUUGGGGCUUUCCUUUUCCAGACUCCCACAUCAGACCUGGAUUACCCACUGAUCUGAUGCACAAUCAGGAUACACCAGCUGAGUCUAUUGUGGACCUCUGACGGAAAUAUCAAAACUUGUGCACAUACAAAUGUGACAACAGGAUUCCUGAUACUCCUCAUCCCCUCAUUUCUGGGUUUUCCUUCUGUUGGUUGGAAGCCAAAGCCACAGCUCGUCUGUCGUUGAGAAAGAACUCCUUGUUAUGAGGGAGUCUGAGGCCAAAAAGACUGAAAGCUACAGUCCUUUUUAUGCUCAGCUUUUCUACAAUGACCUGUGGUGUGGCAGGAAAGCUUUUCCCAUGUGCAAGCUUUAGCAUGAAGUGUUGGAGGCUGUGAAACGGAAAGGACCGCUGUGCCCAGAGAGGGAAAAGUUGAGUUUGGCACAAUCUAUAGACUUUUCUGCCUUUAUUACCUGGUCUGAGCUGCCCAGUCUGAAGCAGCGUGCUUUCCAGAUGCUGCCAUGCCCAUCAUCAGCAACGCCAACCAUGACUUCAGCAACCUGUCCGUCAGCGAUGACAGCAGUCUCGACCGCAUCUUCACAGAGAUCCCCGAGACUGAGACCAUCAAGGGUGUGUACUACCAGAGGGCUCAGUUCAUCCGUCGGCCAGAAGACCUGGGCUCCAUCGACCAUGCCCUGCUGGCGGUGAUCAACGUCGGGGGAAACCGCUACACGCUCCCCUGGAGCACCCUGGAGCAGUUCCCCCUCACACGACUCGGCCGCCUCUGUGGCUGCCGGUCCCCCGAGGACAUCGCCAGCGUCUGCGACGACUAUGACGAAGCCCGCAAGGAGUUCUUUUUCGACCGCUCGCCGUCCGCCUUCAGGGUCAUCCUCAACUUCCUCGCUGCGGGGAAACUGCGUCUCCUGCGGGAGAUGUGCGUCCUCUCCCUGCAUGAUGAGCUGACCUACUGGGGCGUGGAGAUGGCGUACAUGGAGCGCUGCUGUAAGAGGAAGAUGUACACGCGCAUCGAGGAGGUGCACGAGCUGGAGCGGCGCGAGGAAGAGCGCAGGCAGAGGAACGCCAUGCAGAAGGUGCCGGUGGAGGAGACGAGGUACCGAAAGGUGAUGAACUGGCUGAGAGACAUGGUGGAGAAUCCUCAGUCUGGCAUACCGGGGAAGAUCUUUGCCUGCUUGUCGGUGAUCAUGGUUGCAGUGACUGUCAUCAGCUUGUGUAUUAGCACCAUGCCGGACCUCAGAGAGGAAGAGGACAGGGGUGAGUGUUCCCCUAAGUGCUACAACAUGUUCAUCAUAGAGACGGUGUGCGUGGCCUGGUUCUCCUUGGAGUUCGUCCUGCGGUUCAUUCAGGCUCGCAGCAAGUUGGAGUUCCUCCGCGGGCCGCUCAACAUCAUCGACGCCAUGGCCAUCCUCCCCUACUACGUCUCCCUGGUGGUGACGGAGGAGGACCCAGCCCUGGAGCAUGAGAGGCCAGGAGGAGGUAAGGGCUAUUUGGACAAGCUGGGUCUGGUGUUGAGGAUUCUCCGAGCGCUGAGGAUUCUCUAUGUGAUGCGGCUGGCUCGCCACUCUCUCGGCCUUCAGACGCUGGGGCUGACGGUCAGGCGCAGCACCAGGGAGUUCGGCCUCCUCCUGCUUUUUCUCUGCGUGGCCGUCACCCUCUUCUCCCCAUUGGUCCACUUGGCUGAGAGCGAGCUCACGGGCACGCAUGACUUCAGCAGCAUCCCCGCCUCCUACUGGUGGGCCAUCAUCUCCAUGACGACCGUGGGCUACGGCGACAUGGUGCCCAGGUCAAUUCCAGGACAGGUUGUAGCGCUGAGCAGCAUCCUCAGUGGGAUCCUCAUCAUGGCCUUUCCCGCCACCUCCAUCUUCCACAUGUUCUCCCGCUCCUACCAAGAGCUCAAGAUGGAGCACGACCGCUUAUUCAAAGAGGAGUGCGCGGCCGCUGCAGCUGCCGCCGCCGAGGAGCUGCAGGAAGGUGAAAGAGGAGGGGAGAACUCGGCUCCACCGGGGCUGGUGUUACGUCUGGACAAGGACAGCGUGCACUCACUAGAGUCUCUUGCUCUGCUAGGGAAAGGUGGUGACGCUGCAGGAAAUAACAACCACAGCCUGCCACCAGCAGCUUUCUGAACCAUUAUUGACUGACUCAAUCCUUAACUUCCAAGGAAAUAUGAUGUGCUGCACACAGGAAGCACUGCAAAUGACUAUUACUCCAAAGGCAACACCUCCCAUAUCAACCUGGUCUCACAGAAAUCCGUGAAAUAGCCACGGAUUUCGCUUAACUCAAAAUCUGUGGAAUAGCCACGGAAUUGCUCAAAUUUCCGUGAAACUGACACGGAUUUCGCUACA
This is a messenger RNA of Centropristis striata (black sea bass), 2758 nucleotides long. RefSeq names its product potassium voltage-gated channel, subfamily G, member 4a (gene kcng4a). Gene Ontology annotation, biological process: potassium ion transmembrane transport; protein homooligomerization. The transcript has 4 exons. Gene Ontology annotation, cellular component: membrane; voltage-gated potassium channel complex. Bases 920 to 2539 code for a protein of 539 amino acids. Lineage: Eukaryota; Metazoa; Chordata; Actinopteri; Perciformes; Serranidae. The record is from RefSeq and is a predicted model, not a curated record. Gene Ontology annotation, molecular function: delayed rectifier potassium channel activity; protein binding.